Messenger RNA from Sphenostylis stenocarpa, 330 nucleotides. Lineage: Eukaryota; Viridiplantae; Streptophyta; Magnoliopsida; Fabales; Fabaceae. The record is from the annotation of a GenBank genome assembly.
AUGAGUCAAAUGGGGUAUGCAUUCAGCUUUUCUCUCACGAACUUCUCCAAUAAUGUGAACAAGACAAUCUAUGAUGAAUUGCUCAUUGAUUCAAUGAAGCUUAGACAGUGUGUUAUCUUGCUAACUGUUCUUGCACUGCUUGUGGUGAGUUCAGAGGCAAGACUGCUCCACCAUGAGUUCUCCACAUUGAGCAAAAAGAUUGAUGGUAAACUUGGCUUACGUGAACUGAUCAACAAUGUACGAAAUGGUGAGUGGCACCAAAAGAGGUCAAUGCUUGGUGGAAGGUUGGAGAGAGUUUCACCUGCAGGCCCAGAUCCUCAACAUCACUAG